AGGCACGAACGUGGCUUGAUGAGGUCUCAGCCAACGUUUGUUCUCGUUAAUAUUGUGACGUAAUGUCAAAUGAAUAGCAUUCCUUUGUUAUUCUCUUGUUUCUUAUAUUACGAUUAUUCGUGUUCUUCCAUGAUAUUUUCUAUUUGUCUAUUGUCGACUUUUCGAGUGUUUCCAAAACGAGAAUAUCCGAAUUCGCUAUAUUCUCUACAGCCGACAUAUUUGCCAACGACGGACGAAAUUCAAAAUUUUCGAGAAUUUCUAAGUGAUGAGCCGACGUCAGAACAUUGAUAUGGAUUUGUUGUUCUUCUCUUCUAUAGAUGAUGCUACGAAAACAUGGCUCGAUACUCUGCAUCGAAUGUGGUCACUGUGGAAAAAAUGUAGCGGUGUCAGCAAAACGUUGACGGAUUACUUCGAGACUGCUCCAAAUCCAUAUCUUAGCACAUUGAGAAUUCUUGUCAAUGUUUCGGAUUUUGAUCACAUGACAAACAACAAAUCACUUGCAUUUGCAGUGAUAGAAGAGUUUUCGAAUUGGAUAGAAGAAAGGAAAGAAGGAUACAAAGAUUUUCUUGUUCCUGAUUUGAAACUAGCAACAUUUAAAUUAGUAAGACAGAAACAUAUGAAACAGAUGGUGUUAAUAGAGGCGAUAUCUGUUAUAUAUGAUUUUGUAGAACAUAAAGAUAUAUUCUUAUCAACAAUAGAGGAUAUAAUAAAAGAAAAAGAAUAUAAAGAAGCUGCACAAUAUAUAGCAAUGUUACAGUUGCAAAGUCAUUUUAUGGACCCAGAAAUAUUAUUACUACCUCUCAUACUACAAAAUAAAUUGCAAAUAGUUGAUAAAUUUUUAACAGGCUGUCCAGAAGUUCAAAGAUCAUUAACAACUUAUUUAGACAAUUUAAUAGCACCAGGAAAAAAUGUACAGAUUAUAUUGGAACAAUUUGUUUAUACAAAUGAUAUACCAGAAGUUAAGAUAUCAUUGACACAAAUUCGUCCAAUAACCAAGCUUAUUGCACGUUUAAUAAAGCAAUAUAAUUUAUCACCCGAUGUAUGCCCUCAUUUAAACACAAAACGAAAUGAAGGAGCAUUGCAAUUCCUUAUAUAUAAGCGCUAUGUGGAUGGUAGUUUAAAUAUUGCCAGUUGGAGAGAAAUGGUAAAAGAAGCAGUAGGAAAUGAUGCCAAAUUACAAACAGAGUUACUAAGUAUGUUAAUUAAUGCCAAUGACCCAAAAGAAGGUUUAUAUUGGGCAAAGGAAUAUGAAAUACCUAAAGAUGAAUGGCCGUGGGCUAUUGUAGAUGUAGAAGAACAGAAUGCAUCACUAAUAAAUGAGGGCGCUUCGACAAGUAGAGAUAAAACUUGGGAACCAAAUAAGGAUAAUGUAAAUUAUCAUAUUUUAAAAUUACCGAGAGAAAACAUCAAAUUAGUAGAUGAUAGACGAUUAUUCGAAGAAUUUCUUGAUAACGGAUUGAGGGAUGUUCAUAUAGUUGGAAUUGAUUUAGAGUGGAAACCUAGCUUUGGAACUAAACAACCUGAACUAGCACUUAUGCAAGUAGCUACUGAGGAUAAUGUCUACAUUUUGGAUAUAACUACUAUUGGCAAUACAUUACCUGAACUUUGGAAUGAACUUGGUCUUGUAUUGUUCGGAAAUAAAGAUAUUAUCAAAAUUGGAUUUGGAAUAGCACAAGACACGGCUGUAAUACGUAAUAGUUUACCUGCCUUAUCAUCUAUUAAAGCAUAUGGCCAAGGAUAUCUUGAUUUAAUAUUUUUAUGGACAAAAUUAGUAGAAGAAUACAAUUUUAUUUUCCCAUACAAAGGUGACCCAAGUUUCACAAAUAGAAGCUUAAGUAAACUUGUGGAAUUAUGUUUUGGACAAAGACUCGAUAAGUCUGAUCAAUUUUCAAAUUGGGAACUGAGACCAUUGAGGGAAAGUCAAAUAAUAUAUGCUGCACUAGAUGCAUAUUGUUUGUUGGAAGUAUACAAUGUACUAGCAGAUUAUUCAGCAGAUAUGACCAUACCGUUUGAAGAUAUUUGCGCUGAAAUACAGGGUAUUCCGCAUACACAUACAAAAACUAAUACGAAUAAAACUGCACAUAAGAAAUAUACGUAUUCAAAUCCAACAAUACCUAAUAGAGACAAUGAGGAUUACUGCACGAAUGUAGGGACUUCACCAAAAUAUGGUAUAGCACACAAGUCUACAUCCAAAUAUGGAUAUAAUAAACAGAAUCAGAGUAGACCUGUAUAUCGUGAAUUAACCAAUGAUAAUAGAUAUGAUAACCAGAAAAAAUAUGAUCAUCAUGAUAAUCAUGAUAAAAGUGCACAUACUAGAAUAAUCCAAAUAGUUAAUGAUAAAAGACGCGAUAACCAAAGAAGAUAUGAUAAUCGUGAUAAUCAUAAUCAGAAUAAACACGCAAAUGUCAGAAUAAAUCAAAUAGCUAAUGGAAGAUACGAUAAUCAUAAAUAUGAUCCACAAAGUAGAUGUGGUAGCCAAAGUAGACGCGAUUGUAAUAGAUACGACAAACAGGAUAGAUGGGAAGAUAUUCAAGGUAGACGAAAUACUCCAAACAGACAAAAUACGAAUAAAUCUGAACCCAUACAACGACGAAAUUGGGAUUUAAUCCCUGCACAUACAUGGCGCGUUGUAUGCGAUUCAAUGUUGGGUGGUUUAAGCAGUAAAUUGCGCUUAUGUGGUAUAGAUUGCAUACAUGUAUUAUUUGAUCAAGGAGGAGACGAUUCCGCGAAAUUGGCAAUGCGCGAAAAUAGGAUUCUAUUAACGCGUAACAAGAAUUACGAAAAAUUUAAGCAGUAUUUAUCGAUGGAGAAAUGCUACAGGAUAAUGGCCGACACAGCUGACAACCAACUACGUGAAGUUUUAAAUCACUUUGGUAUUGUAGUAACGCAGAAUGAUAUUUUUAGUCGAUGCCAAAUAUGUAAUUUUGAUGAAUUCGUGAAAGUUCCAAAGAAACUAAUGGAUGCUCUUAUGCAAAGCUUCGUGAAAAUUAUAAGAAGAAACAAUUAUCGAGUAUUGCCUAAUCAAGCUGACAAUACAGUAGAAACAAAUGCUGAUAACUCCGAUUCGAAUGAUGAUUUUGAAGUUGUUCGAAAUCGAAAUAAUUAUUUUACAAAUAGCGAACAUCGUACAUGGCGUUUAUCCGUAGAUACUCUUAACAUUGACACAUGUACGACCAAAUACAACAUGCGAAUACAAAUUGAUAAAAUCCCACUAAAUGUACUGAAAAAUGUGCAGGUUUUUUAUGUCUGCGAGCAUUGUGGAAAAAUAUAUUGGAACGGUUCGCACUUGGAACGAGCUCUUAAUGGCGUAAUCAAAGAUUUAAUUGUUAAACAAUAAGAGUAUCGCGAUAUUAAAUGUGAUAGAGGUCAAGAGGUGCAUGCUUGAAGAACUGGGUAUAUAUUAUAGAAUUAUUCGGAAUUGAUUCCGAUCAGAAUUAUUCAAUUAUUCCCUAGAUUUUUAUUGUAUUUUCUGAAGAAAAUGGAAUAAUGUCGAUCAGAAUUCAUUCUGGUUUGUUCCAUAAUAAAUGCCUUGAGAAA
Molecule: messenger RNA, 3537 nt
Organism: Cyphomyrmex costatus
Lineage: Eukaryota; Metazoa; Arthropoda; Insecta; Hymenoptera; Formicidae
Gene: Nbr
Product: exonuclease mut-7 homolog
Exons: 13
Coding region: 266-3337 (1023 amino acids)
Biological process (GO): nucleobase-containing compound metabolic process
Molecular function (GO): 3'-5' exonuclease activity; nucleic acid binding
Source: RefSeq, a predicted model, not a curated record